Messenger RNA from Eutrema salsugineum, 2533 nucleotides. RefSeq lists its product as uncharacterized. Gene Ontology annotation, molecular function: zinc ion binding. The coding region runs from base 219 to 2480 and encodes 753 amino acids. The record is from RefSeq and is a predicted model, not a curated record. NCBI's taxonomy places the organism in Eukaryota, Viridiplantae, Streptophyta, Magnoliopsida, Brassicales, Brassicaceae. The transcript has 2 exons.
CUUCUUUGCCCUUCUCCUUUCUCCAGAUUUUCCUCUUCAACCCUUUUCCUUCCUUCCUUCCUUACCCGCCAAAUUCCCUCCUCUUUGAAUCUCCCCAAAUCCCUCUCCGCCUCGUGUGUCUGCAGUUUCCGCUUGGUUCGUCUAUAAAAGAUAGUACUUGAGUCAGGAACUGGAACAGAUAGUGUCUUGGCCAGUAUUUUUGCUGUUACUGUGAUGAAAUGGCAGAUCACGAGCUGAUGAUGGCAGGGAACCACAACAACUCGUUUAGGCAGGAGCAUUUUGUGGAAGCUCGACAGAACAGUGAACUGUUUCCUACCCAUGACUACAGUUUUGCUUUGGAACCGCUUCACGAGACCAACCUUCAGAUAGGUGUUUCUCGGGAGCAGAAUGAGGUUUGGAACCACAACCAGGAACGUGCACUGUCUCAUGUAAACUCAAAGACUCAUAGUGAAGAAAUACAUGAAGAAGAGCAGUGUUUGGAAGGAAAAGAUGAGGUUGAUUCUCAGGAUAACAACCAAAACGAAAGCUAUGACCAUGCUUUUGACCUCUCAUUUCCUGAUAAUGAUGACUCAGAAACUUCAGAGAAUGAUAAACUAGCUUUGGUAGUCUCUCACGAUCUCAAUGAUAACUUACAGCUGGCGGUGGGUCAUUGCAUGAAUAGGGAUCCAAUACCUGGCCUGGACAUAAGCCCAUCUCAGCAGCUAGAGUUGGCUCCUCCUGUUGUUCAGUCCCGGUCUCUUGUUACAGAUCCUGAUCACAACUUGGUCGUUGGUAUGGAAUUUUCAGAUGUAUAUGCCUGUAGGAGAGCAUUGAGAGAUGCAGCGAUUGCCUUGCGCUUUGAGAUGCAGACAGUUAAAUCUGACAAAACACGUUUCACUGCAAAGUGCGCUAGUGAGGGUUGCCCUUGGAGGAUUCACUGUGCCAAGCUUCCUGGUUUACCAACCUUUACGAUAAGGACUAUUCACGGGAGUCACACAUGUAGUGGUAUUUUACACCUUGGUCACCAUCAAGCUUCGGUUCAGUGGGUUGCUGAGGCUGUGAAAGAAAGGCUGAGAGUAAAUCCUCAAUGCAAACCUAAGGAGAUACUGGAGGAGAUUCAUCAAGUUCAUGGAAUCACACUAUCAUACAAGCAAGCAUGGAGAGGGAAAGAACGGAUAAUGGCUGCUGUUCGUGGGUCGUUCGAAGAAGAUUAUCGCCUUCUUCCUCGAUAUUGUGAUGAAAUCAAAAGAACAAACCCUGGGAGCAUAGCUGUGGUACAUGGAAGCCCUGUUGAUGGGAGCUUUCAACAGUUGUUUAUUUCUUUCCAGGCAUCAAUCGUUGGUUUUCUUAACGCUUGUAGGCCUCUCGUUGCAUUGGACAAAGUUGUUUUGAAGAGCAAAUAUCUAGGGACACUGCUACUUGCCACCGGGUUUGAUGGAGAUGGUGCAAUAUUUCCUUUGGCUUUCGCGAUUAUAACCGAGGAAAAUGAUAGUAACUGGGAGUGGUUCCUCUCAGAGCUGCGUCAGCUUCUUGAAGUUAACUCCGAAAACAUGCCAAAGCUGACAAUAUUAUCUAACAUGGAGAAACCCAUUGUUGAUGGAGUCGAAGCUAAUUUCCCAACGUCGUUUCAUGGCUUCUCUAUCCAUCAUCUCACAGAAUGCCUCCGUAGUAAGUGCAACAACUCUGAUCUUGUGAACCUUUUUUGGGAAGCAGCAAAAUGUUACACCGAGUUCGAGUUUGGUGAAAAACUCACCGAGAUCUCACAGAAAUCCCAGGAGGCUGGCAUGUGGUUCCGCACCAUCGAGACCCAUUUAUGGACCACGUUUAAACUAAUAGGGUUUGGACAUGUUACUGCAAAUGUUACAGAGUCACUCAACGGUUGGAUUCAAGAUUCCUCAGGUCUCCCUAUAAUCCAGAUGAUGGAGUGUAUCCGUCGACAACUGAUGACUUUGUUCAAUGAACGCCGUGAAACAAGCAUGCAGUGGUCUGGCAUGCUUGUUCCAUCUGCUGAGAGACGAGUCUUUGAGGCUAUCGAACAUUCCCGUGCGCACCAAGUUCACAAACUAAACGAAUCAGAAUUCGAGGUGGUCGUGACCAACCAAGGAAAAUCGAUGGUAGUUGAUACUAGAUUCCGUAGCUGUGAGUGCCGUGGAUGGCAGUUAUACGGUUUGCCUUGUAGCCACGCAGUUGCAGUACUCAUCUCUAUCAGAGAGAACGUUUACAGGUACACUGAGAGUUACUUCACCGUGGGAAAUUACCGGCGAACUUACGCAGAAACCAUACAUCCAGUUCCAGACAAAACCAUGUGGAGAAAAACAGAACCUGACGUAGAAAGUGGUGAGGAGUCUGUGAUAAGACCACCUAAGGUGUUAAGACAACAGCCACGGCCAAGGAAGAGAAGAAGCCAAGGAGAAGACCGUGGACGCCAAAAGCGGGUGGUUCGAUGUAGCCGGUGUAAUCAGGCUGGCCAUUUCAGAACGACUUGCACAGCUCCUGAAUAAAUAAAUAAAAAGCCUAUGAUAGACUUUAUUUUCUAUUUUCUUUUCCUUUUUUG